Stegostoma tigrinum is the source of this 5342-nucleotide messenger RNA. RefSeq names its product zinc finger DHHC-type containing 11 (gene zdhhc11). Gene Ontology annotation, cellular component: Golgi apparatus; endoplasmic reticulum. Lineage: Eukaryota; Metazoa; Chordata; Chondrichthyes; Orectolobiformes; Stegostomatidae. The record is from RefSeq and is a predicted model, not a curated record. The coding region runs from base 155 to 1861 and encodes 568 amino acids. Gene Ontology annotation, biological process: protein targeting to membrane; peptidyl-L-cysteine S-palmitoylation. The transcript is spliced from 11 exons. Gene Ontology annotation, molecular function: protein-cysteine S-palmitoyltransferase activity.
AGCAGGAAGACAUUGGACUCGGCUGCUGAAUGUAGUAACGGUUGAAAUGCUGAAAAAAUGUAGACCUAUGCCGAAGCCGGCUCAUUUCUGAGCAUACUGUUCAGAACUUUUACAGAUUUUGUUCUUUGUUUUGUUUUGUUGCCUUGAACUGAAAAUGUCGGUGAUCCAUCCUACAUUACACUAUCCUUGCUCAUGUAGUGCUCAAAGCUGUGCUUCAUUCAAGGGAUACAGCAGCGUAAUGGGGAACCAUUAUAGACAAGUGGGAUUUUUUAACCAUUAUUUUCAAUGCUGCUCUGUAAUCUGGCACUGGAUGAAUUGUUAUGACCGGAGACUACGAAAAACUGGGCCUGAACGGGAGAACAGCAGAAAUGAUCUAGUUGCUCCUCCAACACGUUCAAGAGUCAAUGGUUGGACAUUACCUCUGCAUUCCUUCCAACUGAUUGCCUUUGUGCUAUUUUUCUACCUGGCAGUUGUUGCCUUUGGGAUUUACAUACCAAUGCUGCCAUAUGCUUGGAAAUAUGCUGGUUAUGCUAUAAUUGGCACAUUGUUUGUGUAUCAUUUCAUUGUCCAUUUGGUUGCGGUCUCCAUUGACCCAGCAGACAACAGUGUGCGUACCAGAAAAAACUACAACACUCCCAUGCCAACUCUCGAUCGAGCCAAGCAUCCUCAUGUCAUUCAGAAUCAACACUGCUAUCUGUGUGAAGUGGAUGUGGGAGUGAAAGCCAAACAUUGCAGCACUUGUAACAAGUGCAUUUCUGAUUUUGAUCAUCAUUGCAAGUGGCUGAACAACUGUGUAGGAGGAAGAAACUACUGGUUUUUCUUCCACACUGUGGUGUCAGCUGUUCUCGGUAUCCUGAUGAUUGUGCUCGUUAUCCUUUAUGUUUUCAUCCAGCAGUUUGUUAAUCCAGAAGAACUUCGCACAGCUCCUCAGUUUGAAAAUGUACGUGGAAACAACACGUGGCUGGUAUUUUUGCCCAUUGCUCCCCUGGAGACAACACUAGCUGGAAUUUCAGUCAUUGCAGGAAUCACCAUUAUCCUCAGCCUCGCUUCACUGAUGUUACUUGGUCAUCUGUUGGGCUUUCACAUUUAUCUGUUGUUCAACAAAUUAAGUACAUAUGAAUAUGUCGUGCGGGAGCGUCACAAGCAGGAUGUCCGAGACCAUGGGAAUGAUGUCGAAUCUGCCCAGACUGUGUCUGCUAGGAUGACUGCUAUUCAGGGUCUGCCUCUAGCGAAGUCACAGCCAGAAGUAGAACUCGCGACAUCCUCCAGGUUAAGUGCUUUAAAAUAUCAAGACCAAGGUCCAGUUGCCAACAGACUGUCCAAUAGUAUCUGCCUCGAGACUUCAAGUGUUUCUACAGCUACAAGCUCCUCACACACUGGGCAGGUUCUGAUUAAAAGGCCCAAAAGUGAUUUCAAAGGAGAAAGUCACAUUGAUGAGACUAAAUUCACUUCAGAGAGAACAUCUACUGUUAGCUCUAUUCCUGAACCACUGGAGAACUCUGAUGUAACGCUACAGACUGAUCAUAAGAGCACUCAUGGGUCUCACCGACGAAGCCUGGAGUCCAUAGAAGAGAUCCCGGUUGUACAAAACCCUCUUGGUAGUGCUGCUAUGGACAAUGGGAACAGGGAUGGGAACAGCAACACAGGCAAGUGCUCAGAUGCAUCCAAUCAUAAUGUGCUUGUGGACAAUACUCCAAGCUUGCUGGUAAGUCCAAGGAACUCUGUGCAGUCUGUGAGACGUGUCAGCCAGCAACCAACAAAGACUUCUUUGGUCAGACAGGAUGGAGAUACAGCUUAUCAGAGGCACAGUCAAUCAGUACAGCAGUCCAGUGAUAUUGGGCAGAAUACUACAUCAGGGUGAAUUGAAGAAUUUUGCUGAACACAUCAGAAACUUUGAGAAAGAAAAGAAUGGAUCUAAAGCACAGAGUUCACUGGUGCCUUCAUGUCAUUAGCCAGCAAUCAACAGCAUCAUCAGCAGGCUGAAUGCUGGACAAGUGUGAAAUCCCAAGGAGUGGAGUUAUUUGCAAUAACUGCUCUGAAUCCUGGUGACAUAAUGAGCUCCAUCUAACAACAGUGGUGAAAAGAGUGAUUUACAGAAGAAAACAGUCUGACCAAUUUGAACGAUUCAGACUCCAAAUGUCCUGGGUUCCCCUCUGUUGACACAAGUCAAGUCUGACAGUCAUUAGACUCCAGUAGACCCCACUCCAGUAGUGAUCCAUAACUCUCCCAACUCCAAACUGGAGACUCUGUGCCAAGUUCCAGGUACUGAGUCAAUUACACAACUGAGUGAUCCACGUCACGGAAAGGGUAUGUCGGUGCUGCCUACCCUAAUCCAUCUGUUUAAAAUACAAUGCCCCAAAGUUCUUUCCCCAGAAACCAGUUCUGGUUCUGAAGAAUGGUGGUAGGAACAUCUUUCUCGCCAAUGGAAAUACACACAAUAGAAAGAAGGGCAAGUGAUCUGUUCUGGGAUUAAUGAUCUUUCUCUUAGAACACCUAUUUCAGUUUAUUUGCCACGUGGUAUUGGACCCACUUCAGCCAAUGGAUGGAAUACAAGACAAUGAUUUUUUGAAGAAAUCUGAUAACAUACUGUGUGCAACCUUCCCCUCCCCCAGCCCUCCACACCAAUUGUGAAGUACUGUUGUCUCUCCAAUCCCAAGAACUGCAAGCCUCAAUCCCAUUCAAAUUUGUAUGUCUGCACUAAAUUCUUGGCAUUUCUGUACUUCUCUUAAGGAUUGGUAAAAGUGUGAUUUUCAAUCGUAAGUCAGAAGCAGAAUUGCGCAACAGAAAUGAUGCCCUUUUUUUUGAAAAACGCUCAAUUUAUAUCACUUAAAGUUAAUCCAUUGAUGUAAGCCCACCUUCAUUAAUACCAUGGUGGCAAAUGAUCCCCAGCCGAAAGGAAUGCUGUUUCCAUAAAAUGCCAUAUGAUAUUUCCUGAGCAUAAUGUCUGAGAAAAAUGCAGGUGACUUUCUCAUGGCCAGAGUUCCCAUGAUGACCUGUUCGCAUGAAGUGGCUAUCAUUGCUAUCCAGAGAUAGGUACUUUAGACAGAGCUGUUCAACAAUACAAUGUCCAAUAGGUCAGUAUGUGAUCUGCUCCCAUCAAGGACACCUUUAAUUUUCUACAUUGUCCAAUCUUAUGAAAAUGUGAGCUGCUUUUGCCCAAACUAAUGUGAAUGUAAAUGUGUUUGGCUGGCAGCUCUGUAGUCCAGCAGUGCCAGGAUCAAGUGCAUGAGCACUGCGGGGAAGACAAGCAGUCCCCGAGGAGGAAGAGUCAAACUCCGAGGCAAGGUCAAUAUUUUGGAUGAACCUGCUUUGCAAACACUAGGCGGGGAGGAUCUUGAAGGGUUGGUUCCAAUGAGCCAAAGGACUUUGGGAAUGCUGUAAAGCGAGUACCCCCCAUGCCUGACAGCAGGCCAUACAGUAAAUACAGCCGGCUGCUCUCCGAGCCUCCUCCUCCCCCUACCAGACAUGAACAGCAAUAGGAGUGGAAUGAGAGCAUUAAGUGGCCAUUAAUUGGUUACUGAAGGGCCUCACGAGGUGAAUGGGUUGCCUAGCGCUUGCCCACCCAUCAUAACAUGGGGGACAGGUUAGCGGAUGGGGAGGGGAACAGUGAGAAUGUCACUUUUUUAUGAGCUCCCUGGCUUUCAAGUAUGCUGGUGGCAGGUUUGUAAAUAUUACAGCCCUUCAGAUGCAGUAUGGCAAUUUUCUUAUGAAGAUAAAUGCAGCCAAGGACGAUGCAAAUGGAAGAUCUAUUGUGUAAUAUUGCUGUCUCAUGACAGAUGUCCCAUGUAAAAUUUUAGCAAUAAAUCAUGGAUACAGCUAACUAAAGUGCUAACUGAUGUUUCACUCUCUAACUUUAUUGCACCAAACAUAUGAUCAAUUCAAUUCAAAACAGUUUACUUCGAAGCAUGCAAUCAAUCAGGUGAAAACCAUCUAUCACUAUCUGCCAUGACAGAAGACCCACAGUCAUAGCCAAAAAAAAAACAUGCAAAUGCAUGGAGCAGCUCUCUGAUUUGCACAAACUGUACAUGCCCAUAUUAUAUAGCCUGAAGGUAGGUUUGGUGAAGACUGGAAUGGAUUUUGGCUGUCAAAAUUCUCAUAGGCCUGCACAUUAUUUUGUGGGCUCCUGUUUCUGUGCACCACUGGAAAUCCAUAGAUUGCAGUUUGAAAACCACUGACCUACACUAAUCCAUUCAAUGCCCCUUAAAAGUAAAUGCAAAGUAGUUGCUCCAUAGUGAAUUUCAAGUAUUCUGAAUGAGCCAAUUUUUUUAUUCAUUUUAUAAAACAUCAAAAUCUUCUAUGUGCACACACUUAGCUUAUUAUGUUUUCAGUUUCCUGUAUUAAUAUUUCUAAUGGAAAUUCCCAACAUAAACUGUCAUUGUGUAGUGACACCCUCUAUCCAGGAUUUCCCUUAUGAUCUUAUGAUCCCUUCAUGGAACUGUACACUUCCAUUGGCAGCAGGAUGUAACUACAAUGUGACAAGUUAAAAUAGGGAGUUUCGAUUAUAAAUGUUGACAUAGGAAAUUAUCACAUAAUAAAGGGCAGCCUGGCUAAACUAUGUCUUCAUAUCUUGAUCCAAUUAUCCACUAUCCUCUAAUCCUACUUCUAACGGAGAAAAUUAAUUAGGUGUCUGGCCAUUAUCUCAUCUUAACUCUGCAUGUUGCCAGAGGUGAUUAAUAUUAAAGUUAAAAACGUUAUUGCAAAUCACUGAAAAAAAGCUGUAAUAAAUAGUAAUCAUCCAGGAACCAUUUCUAUUUGUUUAAGAGGAUGCCCAGAUAAAAAUCAACAAUGGAAAAUAAAACAUUUCAAUGUUUAACAUGUUAAAACUUAAGUAUACCAGCUGGGUCUGAGCAAGAAGGGUUUGAAAAAUUAUUGGGAUGAAACUAAAGUAGUAUCCACUAGUAUUGUACCAAAGAACUACCGUAUAGCUAGGCACUGUAAUGCCCAGCAUGGUCUAGCCAUUUCCUAUCAGUACAGUGAAUGAAUCAUGCGAUUUAAUUUAGAUUUUCAUUAGAAUCAUUUAAAUGCACUUUUGGUGAAAAUGUACUGUGCUAAAUUCAUCACUUUUUAACAUUUACAGCCAUAUAUCUGAUUGUGUUUUAGUGCCUACUUUGUGAAACUUGAAAAGAUUUUAAAUGUUUAAAUGUGUGUAUAACUGAAUUUCAGUCAUAUUCCUAAAGCCUCUCAGCAGUUUUGAAACAUUUUUAAACAGUCCCAUUGUGCAGUCCCAUCUACAAUGCAAAUUUAUUGUUUGUUAUAAAGCGGAGUUGUUCAGUCUACUGGCUAGAUGUGGCUGACUGGAAAACAGAUGUGGCUAACUAAAUAAAACCUAAUAAUGGACACUA